AUGCCACAACACAUUACAUCGUUCUAUGAGCCUGCGUGGAAGCCUUAUCCCUACCCUGUACCACCAAAUGCAGCAGGUCCGGUGAAACACUCAUAUGCAGCCGAGCUAGAAGCAGAAUUGGCAAAACAAUCACAUCCAUCAUCUGAAUUUUGUUCAUGCUUUUGCUGUCCAUGCUGCCCAUGCAUGCCAUCAUGGAUGCGGUGUGUAUGUUGUAUUGGAUUUUUGCUCUUGUUGGCAAUUUCGGUCACAGCUGGUGUCCUUGCAGCCAUGUUCAAGAUGCCCAAAGUCGAACUCAACAGGGUAGUGGAUCAUCCAGCAGGUCUCGAAAGGUUUCAACAACAAUCCACCUCUCAAAUGGCAUUUGAGAUUAAUGUCGGCCUCGAUAUUGGCGUGGUUAAUCCCAACAUUGAAAGUGCUGCUUUCGAAAAGCUCAAGGCUACUGCUUAUUACCCAACCAAUCCACGACAGCCUGUAGGUGGCGGUGAACUCACUGAUAUCAUUAUUGGCGCUCAAGCUACGACCAACUUUACGUUUCCAUUCCAGAUCAAGUACGAUCAAUCAAAAGAUCAAGAUCAGAAGAUGUUGCUUGACCUUUCUCAAAAAUGUGGGCUCACUGGUGCACCAAAAAAGGAUAUUGCUAUUAAUUACUCACUGACACCAACGAUCAGCAUCCUUGGUUUUCCAUUCUCGUUCACAAUCAAUAAUGCUGCAAGGUUCCCAUGUCCCAUUGAUGAGGGGUGGUUGCAAGAGAACAAUGGGACUCUACCCAAAAAAUCUUGA
Messenger RNA from Lichtheimia ornata, 780 nucleotides. RefSeq lists its product as uncharacterized. Lineage: Eukaryota; Fungi; Mucoromycota; Mucoromycetes; Mucorales; Lichtheimiaceae. The coding region runs from base 1 to 780 and encodes 259 amino acids. The record is from RefSeq and is a predicted model, not a curated record. The transcript has 4 exons.